ACGUCUGCACACCUGAGCAGGCUUAUCCAUAAGGCUGUCUGAAAAUACCCCCACCCCUAGGACAGGCAUUAUGAAUGACUGGAUUACAUACAAGACUAAGACGCAUAUAAAUGGUGGGAAUGAAGAGAGAGAACUCUUUAAACAGUUCACUCCUCUCUGGACGAGACAACAAACUGACGCUUAUGUUUGUGAAUGGCCGGCAGGCACGUGCAGUGGGCCUCACCUUUGGAAAUGAACGCAGCAGCAGAAGGCACUAAGGCUGCUCCUCCCAAGUUCAAACAGAAGGACAGCAGACAGUUCAAGAGCAAAGCUCCUAAACCUGGACAGAAAGGGUUCGAUAAUGAUGUUCCAGGCAUGGAGGGUCUUGGAGACUCUGCGGUGGUCUGCCCCUGGGAGGCGUUUGGUGACAUGGAGCUCAGUGACCUGGCUCAGUUCGGCAUCGUCUAGACCUGUUAGAUCAUCUACCUGCAGAAACGCAAUGUUAAACAUAUUCUCCUGUAAACAUUGUCCCGACAUAGAAGUUAAUUCCUGUGUUUUAA
This is a messenger RNA of Thunnus maccoyii (southern bluefin tuna), 539 nucleotides long. RefSeq names its product retinal cone rhodopsin-sensitive cGMP 3',5'-cyclic phosphodiesterase subunit gamma-like. Lineage: Eukaryota; Metazoa; Chordata; Actinopteri; Scombriformes; Scombridae. Bases 193 to 447 code for a protein of 84 amino acids. Gene Ontology annotation, cellular component: photoreceptor outer segment membrane. Gene Ontology annotation, biological process: visual perception; positive regulation of G protein-coupled receptor signaling pathway; positive regulation of epidermal growth factor receptor signaling pathway. The transcript is spliced from 5 exons. The record is from RefSeq and is a predicted model, not a curated record. Gene Ontology annotation, molecular function: 3',5'-cyclic-nucleotide phosphodiesterase activity; cGMP binding.